This is a messenger RNA of Teleopsis dalmanni, 1070 nucleotides long. RefSeq names its product putative fatty acyl-CoA reductase CG5065. Gene Ontology annotation, biological process: long-chain fatty-acyl-CoA metabolic process. The record is from RefSeq and is a predicted model, not a curated record. Bases 1 to 1068 code for a protein of 355 amino acids. Lineage: Eukaryota; Metazoa; Arthropoda; Insecta; Diptera; Diopsidae. The transcript has 8 exons. Gene Ontology annotation, molecular function: alcohol-forming very long-chain fatty acyl-CoA reductase (NADP+) activity. Gene Ontology annotation, cellular component: peroxisome.
AUGCCUAGCGCUGAUUAUUCAAAGAAACCUAAUUACCGUAAACACGUGCAUGUCAUUGCGGCAAGCGUGAAUCGUCGAUUACCUUUCGUAUUGGUUUUUCAGGCUUGUGCGGAUUGGCGAACAACAAUAAGAUUAGCUCAAACUUACGAUGAAGACACGUUGGAGACCUUAAGUUUAAAAUACAUCAACCCAUCGCCAAAUACCUAUACAUUUACGAAAAACUUAGCCGAGCAAAUAAUAAAUGAGUACCGUUACAAAUUACCAGUAGUAAUCUUUAGACCAUCAAUAGUUUUGCCUGCUCUUAAAGAACCAUUGCCUGGUUGGAUAGAUAAUUUAAAUGGUUCUAUAGGUCUUAUGCUAGCCUGCUCUUUGGGUAUCUUGCGUACUAAUUAUAUUACACAUUCACUUAGAUACGAUCAAGUACCGGUAGAUAUGGUAGUACGUGCUAUGUUAAUAGCAUGCUUUAAGAAAGGAUAUCUUUCGAGAGACGAUAACAAUUUAGAUGUUUAUAACAUGGGCUCAAAAGACUACAUACGCCUAAACUUAAGAGAAUUUCUUAUAUUAGCUGAAAAAGAAUGUAAAAAAAAUCCGUUUAAGAAAACAUUAUGGACUCCUGGCGGAAAACCGACAUUAUGUCCAUUUACAUUUGUAAUAAGAUAUAUUUUCCUACAACUUUUGUUGUCAUAUCUGGGAGAUAUUGGUCUGCGUUUAUCUGGGCAGAAACCAUUCCUUUUUAAAUUGCAACGACGCAUUUUUGUUGCAAAUAACGCAAUUAGAUAUUUUACAAAUAGAGACUGGAUUUUUAAAAAUGACAAAUCCAGAGGUUUGGAGACUAUAAUACCAAAAUCGGAAAUUGACAAAUUUGGCUUAACGGAAUACUUACAUCGAGAUGAAGCUAAAAUUACCGCUACUUAUAUACGUGGCUUGAAAGUAUUUUUAAUGAACGAACCUGAAGAAGCCAGUAAAGGGACUUGGAGACGUUUUAAAAUCUUAACGUAUACCAAUUAUUUAUUACAAUUUUUAACUGUUUUAAUAGCAGUAAGGUUUCUCAUAUAUUUGCUUUUUUAAUA